Messenger RNA from Cordyceps militaris CM01, 348 nucleotides. RefSeq lists its product as uncharacterized. The transcript is spliced from 3 exons. The coding region runs from base 1 to 348 and encodes 115 amino acids. Lineage: Eukaryota; Fungi; Ascomycota; Sordariomycetes; Hypocreales; Cordycipitaceae. The record is from RefSeq and is a predicted model, not a curated record.
AUGUUCAACAAUUGUAACCCAGCCGUCUGGCACGUCCCCGUUUGCAGCGGUCCAGCGCCCACCGACUUUGCGUCAGAAAUAUGGGGCACUGCACAGCCCGACCCCAAUCCACAUACGGUCACGAGGAAAUACCUGAUUCGCGGAGGGACAAACAGCGUGGCGUGUAAUCGAGGGAAUAAUGAAGAAGAAAACCCAGACUGCGUGGAGACUUGCGCGUCCAGUAUUCGAGUAGGACUGUUUAAGAACCCUGGUGUAGAGCAAGAUGGGCGCGACGCCGUGCGGAUGCCGAGUUUCGGAAAGAUGCAAGAUGAGCCGGCUCCAAGAUGCGGAUACAGGCAGACACGUUAA